UCUUUCUGUGUCUCUGUCUGCCGGCGUCCCCUCACCAUGCAGCCUUCCACCAUGGACCCCAGCACCACCAAGCUCAUCCAGCCUACUGUGGACCUCACCAUCACCCAGUUGAACCAGGAGUGUCUCCUCCACCUCCUCUCCUACUUGGAUAAAGACAGUUGUAGGUCUCUCUCCCUGACCUGCCAUCGGCUCAGACAGGUCUACCUGGACCCCAGGCUGUGGUCACUGCUUCUGUUCCGCUCCCCCUCUGAGCUGAGGAGAGAUAACUACGUGUUAGGACCGUCGCUGCGCUAUCUGGCUGUCACCUGGCACAGCUCCAGGGUCAAGGUAUGCAACGUAGAGGACUGGAUGAAGAAUCAGUUCCAGAAGGAUCUCUGUAGAAAACAUGAGAGUCUGGUCAGCAGCUUCCUGGAACGCGUCUGUACCGUGUGAGUAAUUACGUCUGUUUCUGUUUAUAUACACUACGGGUCAGUUUUAGAACACCGACUCAUUCAAGGGUUUUUCUUUAUUUUUACUAUUUUCUACAUUGUAUAAUAAUACUGAAGACAUAAAAACUAUGAAGUAACACAUAUGGAAUCAUGUAGUAACCAAAAAAGUGCUAAACAAAUCAAAAUAUAUUUUAUAUUUGAGAUUCUUCAAAUAGCCACCCCUUUGCCUUGAUGACAGCUUUGCACACUCUUGGCAUUCUCUCAACCAGCUUCAUGAGGUAGUCACCUGGAAUGCGUUUCAAUUAACUAGUGUGCCUUGUUAAUUUGUGGAAUUUCUUUCCUUCUUAAUGCGUUUGAGCCAAUCAGUUGUGUUGUGACAAGGUGGGGGGGUAUACAGAAGAUAGUCCUAUUUGGUAAAAGACCAAGUCCAUAUUAUGGCAAGAACAGCUCAAAUAAGCAAAGAGAAAUGACCGUCCAUCACUACUUUAAGACAUGAAGGUCAGUCAAUGUUCUCAGGAAUGGAAUACCCAGAGUUACCUCUGCUGCAGAGGAUAAGUUCAUUGGAGUUACCAGCCUCAGAAAUUGCAAGCCCAAAUAAAUGGCUUCACAGAGUUUCAAGUAACCGAGACCGCAUCUCAAACAUCAACUGGUCUAGAGAAGACUGUGUGAAUCAGGCUGAAAUCCAUUGUCAAAUUGCUUAAUGUUGGUCUCUAGUCCCAUCCUCCCUUCAGGUCUCGUUAGCUUAGUACCCAGCCUUAACCUUGGUCCGCAGUCCUUCCCUCCUCCAGGUCUUCGUUAGGCUUAGUACCAGCCUGUAACCUUGGUCUCUAGUCCUUCCUCCCUCCAGGUCUCGUUAGCUUAGUACCAGCCUUAACAUUGGUCUCUAUUCCUUCCCUCCUCGUUAGCUAGUCCGCCUUACCUUGUCUCUAGUCUUCACCCUCCAGUCUCGUAGCUUAACCAGCUAACCUUGGUCUCUAGUCCUUCCUCCCUCCAGGUCUCGUUAGUCCAGCCUUAACCUUGUCUCACCAGAGCCUUUCUUUAACUCUUAGUACAGCCUAACCUGUCUCUAGUCUUCCCUCCAGGUCUCGUUAGCUUAGUACCAGCCUUCCUUGGUCUCUAGUCCUGCUCCCUCGGUUCGUUAGCUUAGUACCAGCCUUAACCUUGGUCUCUAGUCCCUUCAACCCUCCAGGUCUCGUUCGCUUAGUCCAGCCUAACCUUGGUCUCUUAACCUUGGUCUCUAGUCCUUCACUCCCUCCAGGUGUUCUCGUUAGCUUAUAACCCAGCCUUGACCUUGGUCUUAGUCCUUCCUCCCUCCAGGUCCAGCCUUACCGGUAUUCUUUGGUUUCUCAAAAAUUGGCUUUUGAUGCUGCUUUUGGAAAAAUGCAAUUGAUGUUUCAGGAGCCGAAUUGACACCUUCUUUAUGGUUUUGGUAUUGUGAGUUAUUGAAGACCUUGUAUAGAGUUCAUCAGUUUCAUUUGAGUUCAAUGUUUCAAAGUUUCAAUGACUUCUCUGCCACUGUUUGGAGCCCAAUCGUACCGAUUGGUUCAUGUUGUAGAGUUUAUUGAGGCGGUUUCUUUUCAUGAGUAUUGCUGGUUUAAUUUCUCAGAAAACACAUUGAUCUGUCUGUGUCCAUGGCAGGAUGGCCAUUAAUCGACUACACUUGUCCAAGAGCUGAUAGUAUAAGUUAAACUCGACCUAAGAGUCCCUCUGAUUCUUACCAUUAAGCAUGUUACAGGCCUAAGGCUCGACAGAGAGCAUAAACUCCUCCUGUUUUUUGUUCAGGGACUGUUCUAUUAUUUUAUAAUAGGGCUACUGUACAAGGAGGGGUGUCCAAUAUGUGGUGGUUACCUACCCCAUCAGUGUAGUCAGGAUCAGAACCUGUUCUCGCGUGAAAUCUCAAAAGAAGAGCACUUUACCUCUGCCUGAAAUUGAUGGAUUUCUGAUGGAUUUGUCUUAAAAAACUGAUUCAUCAUAAUAUGAUGAAUAGAAGGAGGAGCAUUAAGCUGCACAUACGUGCAUGCGGAAAUUAUUAGGACCCUCGACUCUUUCCACAUUUUGUUACAUUACAGGCCUUGUUCUAAAAUGGAAUUAUUAAAUACAAACAAUUCCUCAGAAUCUACACACAAUACCAAAAUGACAAAGCGGAGCGGAAAACAGGUUUUAGAAAAUGGUUGCAAAUUGUUUAAAAAUAAAAAAAACCAGAAAUACCUUAUUACUGAUUAUUCAGACCCUGCUAUGAGACUCAAAUGAGCUCAGGUGCAUCCUGUUCCAUGAUCAUCCUUGAGAUGUUUCCACAAUUUCAUUGGAGUCCACCUGUGGUAAAUUCAACUGAUUGGACAUGAUUUGGAAAGGCACACAAACUGUCUAUAUAAGGUCCAGAGCAAAAACCAAGCCAUGAGGUCGAAGGAAUUGUCCAUAGUGCUCCGAGACAGGAUUGUGUUGAGGCACAGAUCUGGGGAAGGGUACCAAAACCUUUCUGCAGCAUUGAAGAUCCCCAAGAACACAGUGGCCUCCAUCAUUCUUAAAUGGAAGAAGUUUUGGAACCACCAAGACUCUUCCUAGAGCUGGCCGCCCGGCCAAACUGAGCAAUCAGGGGAGAAGGGCCUUGGUCAGGGGGGGACCAAGAACCCGACGGUCACUCUGACAGAGCUCCAGAGUUCCUCUGUGGAGAUGGGAGAACCUUCCAGAAGGACAACCAUCUCUACAGCACUCCACCAAUCAGGCCUUCAUGGUUAGAGUGGCCAGACGGAAGCCACUCCUCAGUAAAAGGCACCAUGACAGCCCGCUUGGAGUUUGCCAAAAGGCACCUAAAGACUCUCAGACCAUGAGAAACAAGAUUCUCUGGUCUGAUGAAACCAAGAUUGAACUCUUGGCCGAAUGCCAAGUGUCACGUCUGGAGGAAACCUGGCACCAUCCCUACAGUGAAGCAUGGUGGUGGCAGCAUCAUUGCUGUGGGGAUGUUUUUCAGUGGCAGGUACUGGGAGACUAGUCAGUGUCGAGGGAAAGAUUAACGAAGCAAAGUACAGAGAGAUCCUUGAUGAAAACCUGCUCCAGAGCGCUCAGGACCUCAGACUGGGGCGAAGGUUCACCUUCCAACAGGACAACGACCCUAAGCACACAGCCAAGACAAUGCAGGAGUGGCUUCGGAACAAGUCUCUGAAUGUCCUUGAGUGGCCCAGCCAGAGCCCGGACUUGAACCCGAUCGAACAUCUCUGGAGAGACCUGAAAAAUGCUGUGCAGCAACGCCCCCCAUCCAACCUGACAGAGCUUGAGAGGAUCUGCAUAGAAGAAUGGGAGAAACUCCCCAAAUACAGGUGUGCCAAGCUUGUAGCGUCAUACCCAAGAAGACUCAAUCGCUGUCUAAGGUGCUUCAACAAAGUACUGAAUAAAUGGUUUGAAUACUUACGUAAAUGUGAUAUUUCCGUUUUUUAUUUGUAAUAAAAAAUUUCUAAAAAACAGUUUUUACCUUGUCAUUAUGGGGGGUGUAGAUUGGUGAGAGGAAGAAAACAAUGAAUCCAUUUAGAUUAAGGCUUGUAACGAAAACAAAAUGUGGAAAAAGUCAAGGGGUCUGAAUACUUUCCGAAUGCACUGUCUGUAUACAUCACUGUCACAAUAGAUUGUACCUUUGUUAAGUUUUAGCCAAAUGUGGUUAGUACCUUUUUUCAUUUAAUUCAGCACUAAAAGUCCUGUUUAUGGCAAAUGAUGAUUCUACCUGAGUCCCAGCCCCGUUUAAAAUGUUUAUGUUUGAUUGAUGGUAGUCAACUUUCUCUAUAGCCUGAGGGACACUGAAUAGCAAUGUCUCCGCGACACCAUGUUUCCAGUAGGAUUAUGAUGUCCUGUCCCUUUACGUUUUUUUAAACAAAUUUGUUGUUUUAUAGCCAAAAUGUGAAGAGUACAGGCCCUGGAUAUUCCAAGAGCUGAUAGUUAAUGAUCUCAUUAUAAUAAGUGAUAUUCACUGGUUUGAGUAAAGCACAGUAUUUUAAAAAUAAAUAAAAUAGGAACAAAUAAAUAUAUAUAUACACUACCGUUCAAAAGUUUGGGGUCACUUCGAAAUGUCCUUGUUUUCGAAAGAAAAGAAAAAGCCGGUGACACUGUCUGUGAUUUAUUUAGAAUUCAAGGCACACUUAACCAGCAUGGCUACCACAGCAUUCUGCAGCGAUACGCCAUCCCAUCUGGUUUGCGCUUAGUGGGACUAUCAUUAGUUUUUCAACAGGACAAUGACCCAAAAUACACCUCCAGGCUGUGUAAGGGCUAUUUGACCAAGGAGAGUAAUGGAGUGCUUCAUCAGAUGACCUGGCCUCCAAAAUCACCUGACCUCAACCCAAUUGAGAUGGUUUGGGAUGAGUUGGACCGCAGAGUGAAGGAAAAGCAGCCAACAAGUGCUCAGCAAAUGUGGGAACUCCUUCAAGCCUGUUGGAAAAGCAUUCCAGGUGAAGCUGGUUGAGAGAAUGCCAAGAGUGUGCAAAGCUGUCAUCAAGGAAUAGGUUGGCUACUUCGAAGAAUCUAAAAUCUAAAAUAUAUUUUGAUUACUUUAACACUUAUUUGGUUACUACAUGAUUCCAUAUGUGUUCUUUCAUAGUUUUGAUGUCUUCACUAUUAUUCUACAAUGUAGAAAAUUGUCAAAAAUAAAAAAAAAACCUUGAAUGAGUAGGUGUGUACAAACUUUUGACUGGUAUUGUAUGUGUGUGAGAUUCUGGGCCUAUGCACUGGUGUAAACAUCUGUCCCUGUCCAGAGAGCCAGAACCUGCGGAGGCAACAGUAGUGACAGAUGACAGAUGGGAGAGAGGGGUGUGUGUCUGUGUCUUAGCUCACACACUCCUAUCUCUGACAGCUCCACCAAACAGUUGUUCCCCACCUCCCAAAAUAACCUCCAUUCCACAGCCUUAUAUGUCCAGCAGCAGCUGUGUUGUCCUCCAGCCCCCCACCCUGCUCUCAGCUCUCAGCCUGGCCUGAGAAGGCAUCAUAUAUCCAGGCAGGACAAUACAGUCGAUUGCUGCUGCCUUCAUUGUAGCCUGGUGGCAGCUGGUCGGUGGUAAACCUUGGGGUUCUGGAGGAUCAGCCGAGGCCUCUCUCUUUCUCUCUCUCUCUCUCUGUCCAUCGGAGCCAGUCUUUCUGUGUCUCUGUCUGCCUGGCGUCCCCUCACCAUGCAGCCUUCCACCAGCACCACCAAGCUCAUCCAGCCUACUGUGGACCUCACCAUCACCCAGUUGAACCAGGAGUGUCUCCUCCACCUCCUCUCCUACUUGGAUAAAGACAGUUGUAGGUCUCUCUCCCUGACCUGCCAUCGGCUCAGACAGGUCUACCUGGACCCCAGGCUGUGGUCACUGCUUCUGUUCCGCUCCCCCUCUGAGCUGAGGAGAGAUAACUACGUGUUAGGACCGUCGCUGCGCUAUCUGGCUGUCACCUGGCACAGCUCCAGGGUCAAGGUAUGCAACGUAGAGGACUGGAUGAAGAAUCAGUUCCAGAAGGAUCUCUGUAGAAAACAUGAGAGUCUGGUCAGCAGCUUCCUGGAACGCGUCUGUACCGUGUGAGUAAUUACGUCUGUUUCUGUUUAUAUACACUACGGGUCAGUUUUAGAACACCGCCUCAUUCAAGGGUUUUUCUUUAUUUUUACUAUUUUCUACAUUGUAUAAUAAUAGUGAAGACAUAAAAACUAUGAAGUAACACAUAUGGAAUCAUGUAGUAACCAAAAAAGUGCUAAACAAAUCAAAAUAUAUUUUAUAUUUGAGAUUCUUCAAAUAGCCACCCCUUUGCCUUGAUGACAGCUUUGCACACUCUUGGCAUUCUCUCAACCAGCUUCAUGAGGUAGUCACCUGGAAUGCGUUUCAAUUAACUAGUGUGCCUUGUUAAUUUGUGGAAUUUCUUUCCUUCUUAAUGCGUUUGAGCCAAUCAGUUGUGUUGUGACAAGGUGGGGGGGUAUACAGAAGAUAGUCCUAUUUGGUAAAAGACCAAGUCCAUAUUAUGGCAAGAACAGCUCAAAUAAGCAAAGAGAAAUGACCGUCCAUCACUACUUUAAGACAUGAAGGUCAGUCAAUGUUCUCAGGAAUGGAAUACCCAGAGUUACCUCUGCUGCAGAGGAUAAGUUCAUUGGAGUUACCAGCCUCAGAAAUUGCAGCCCAAAUAAAUGCUUCACAGAGUUCAAGUAACAGACACAUCUCAACAUCAACUGGCUAGAGAAGACUGUGUGAAUCAGGCUGUCAUUGUCACAUUGCUUAACCUUGGUCUCUAGUCCUUCCUCCCUUCAGGUCUCGUUAGCUUAGUACCAGCCUUAACCUUGGUCUCUAGUCCUUCCUCCCUCCAGGUCUUGUUAGCUUAGUACCAGCCUUAACCUUGGUCUCUAGUCCUUCCUCCCUCCAGGUCUCGUUAGCUUAGUACCAGCCUUAACCUUGGUCUCUAGUCCUUCCUCCCUCCAGGUCUUGUUAGCUUAGUACCAGCCUUAACCUUGGUCUCUAGUCCUUCCACCCUUCAGGUCUCUAUCUGAUUGCUACUGUAGAUCAUGUUAUGUAUGCUUUAUAACCACACAUACACUUUUCCUACUAGCACUAACUUUGCUGAUAACUUCUUUACUGAGGAAAAAAUGUACUUACUAUGACUGUGAUAUGUGGUUGUCUCUUAAGAUGAAUGCACUAACUGUAAGUCGCUCUGGAUAAGAGCGCCUGCUAAAUGACUAAAAUGUCAAAUGUUAAUUAUCCUUCCUUUCUCCAGGUGUCCUAACCUCCUGUCCCUGACCCUGUCUGGCUGCGGUCAUAUUUCAGACCAGGAAGUGAUCUGUGUUCUGCAGAGCUGCAGUCGGCUCCGCUCCCUCCGUCUGGAGAACUGUGUCCGGGUCACAGACCUCACCCUGCAGGCCCUGGUGCUUCACGGGGCCGGGCUCCACCAGGUCACAGUGGACUUCUGCCGUAACGUUACCCAGGCAGGGCUGGAGACGGUCAGGGAAAGACGGCCGGACAUUAGGCUGACCGCUGAGAGGAGCGCAGGGAUGAUACCAGAUAUUAAACCGGACAAGAGGACGCAGCAACCAGUCAGACGGAGGCUUCUGCAGAAG
Messenger RNA from Coregonus sp. 'balchen', 7473 nucleotides. NCBI's taxonomy places the organism in Eukaryota, Metazoa, Chordata, Actinopteri, Salmoniformes, Salmonidae. The record is from the annotation of a GenBank genome assembly.